UGGAGGACCGAAGCAGUCAGAAGGGGAGAGGGUCCUGCUCCGGGGACCGACGAAUUGGCUCCCGUCCGGAGUACGAGGCAGGUGAGCGAGCGGAGAAGCCGAAGAAAGUGGGGGCCGAAAUCGCGGACCGUGUUCAUGGUCCUCCUGCGCGCAUGAGCAGCAAUCGUCGGCACAUUCUCGAGGCCUGCACUCCACUCUCGAGUGCUGCUGCUGCUGCUCGUUCUCGUGCUUGUGCUCGUGAUUGAGAAGGGGAGAGGUGGUGGUGUGAGUAGGAGGAGCGAGGGAGUGCAUUGACGCGAGGUAUAAUGGCGUUGAGGAGGGCAGUGCGGCAGCAUUUGCCCUCGGUAAUUCGCCCGACAUUGGCCUCGUCGUCGUCGUCGUCGUCUGGGUCUCGGAAUUCCGGGCCGAUUGUGGGUCGAAGCCUGCCGGGCGCGAUAAGAAGUGUCUCGUCUUCCGUUCCGUCCGGACAGCCUUCCGCCGAGACGUCUUUCGUCUCUCAAGAUAGCCCGGUGUCGCCAUUUGCCGCGGCUGCUGCUUCAGCUCCCUUCUCCUACACCUCCGCCGCUAGCGCUGCUGCGGAGAGGACGAUCCGCGAUGGACCCAGGACUAAUUGGUCGCGCGAGGAGAUUCAGGCCAUCUACGAUUCUCCGCUUCUGGACCUGCUCUUCUAUGGGGCACAAGUUCACAGGCAUUCGCACAGAUUCAGGGAGGUUCAGCAAUGCACUCUUCUUUCGAUCAAAACAGGUGGCUGUUCAGAAGACUGCUCAUACUGUCCUCAGUCAUCCCGAUACAGUACUGAAGUGAAGGCCCAAAAAAUGUUAAGCGAAGACGCUGUAUUGACGGCUGCUAAGAAAGCGAAGGAGGCGGGGAGCACAAGGUUUUGUAUGGGUGCCGCAUGGCGUGAUACGGUUGGGAGGAAGACGAACUUUAACCAAAUUCUUACAUACGUGAAAGAAAUCAGAGGAAUGGGAAUGGAGGUGUGCUGCACCCUUGGAAUGCUGGAGAAGAAGCAGGCAGAGCAACUCAAAGACGCAGGAUUAACAGCUUACAAUCACAAUUUAGAUACAUCUAGGGAAUUCUACCCAAACAUCAUUACCACAAGAAGCUACGAUGAACGGUUGCAGACGUUGGAACUAGUAAGAGACGCAGGAAUCAGCGUUUGCUCAGGUGGUAUCAUCGGGAUGGGCGAGCAGGCCGAGGAUAGAGUGGGACUACUAUAUACUUUGGCCACACUUCCGGAGCACCCGGAGAGUGUACCAAUCAAUGCUCUUUUGGCCGUCAAAGGAACACCAUUGGAGAACCAAAAGCCCGUGGAGAUCUGGGAGAUGGUCAAAAUGAUUGCGACGGCCCGCAUUGUGAUGCCGAAGGCUAUGGUUCGCUUGUCAGCUGGUCGCGUUCGGUUUUCUCAGCCAGAGCAGGCUUUAUGUUUCUUGGCUGGCGCGAAUUCCAUCUUCACAGGCGAGAAACUGCUCACCACCCCCAACAACGACUUCGAUGCAGAUCAGCAGAUGUUCAAGAUUCUCGGUCUCAUCCCCAAAGCACCCAGCUUUGGUGAAGAUGGCAGCAAAGGUGUCGAAGACGAGGAACCCGCUCUUGCUGCUUCGCAAUAGGUACUGAACUGUCGACAACGAAAUCUUCAUUAGAUUCUUAAUCUAGGCAUCAGCCUGGGGUCAUCACUACCUCGUGUAGACAUGGCAUAUUCAUACACAUUAAUUCUCAGAGAUGCAAAGCAAAUACCGGCGCCUGAUGAUUCAUUUCAUAAAGUUUUGAGAGAAACUCGGCAAAGAGUUUUGUCCUUGAAUACAUUGCAAUCAUAGUACAUGAUAAGUCACAUGUACAGUUAUUUGAAGUACAGAAAUUUUGUACACAUCACAGAAAAUUGUCAUGAAUAUUGUGCUCGGUACACGUGUUUUCUCUUUUGUAAGAAGAUCGCGA
Messenger RNA from Marchantia polymorpha subsp. ruderalis, 1935 nucleotides. The record is from the annotation of a GenBank genome assembly. Lineage: Eukaryota; Viridiplantae; Streptophyta; Marchantiopsida; Marchantiales; Marchantiaceae.